Molecule: messenger RNA, 384 nt
Organism: Asparagus officinalis (garden asparagus)
Lineage: Eukaryota; Viridiplantae; Streptophyta; Magnoliopsida; Asparagales; Asparagaceae
Exons: 2
Coding region: 4-384 (126 amino acids)
Source: RefSeq, a predicted model, not a curated record
GAUAUGGAAGCUAAGGAAUAUGAGAAUUUGGAAGGAACGGGGGAAGCCGAUUUAUGUGAUGACUUUGUGAUGAGCCCAAGAGACAUGAGAAUUUUAGAAGAUGCUCGAGAUGUUUCUCAAAAAGAUGAAGGUGGUAAUGAGAAUAACAGAGAAACGCCAUCUAUCAAACGGGCUGUCGGAAAGAGGGAGAGGAAGGAUGGACCCUCUGUUACUUCACCUUAUAUGCCUCUAGAUCAACCAAAGGAAGGCACAAAGAAGAGACGUGUCAUCCAUAUAUUGGAUAGUCCUGAGGGGAAAAAAAGUGCAAAAAUGAAGAAGGCUUCAUACCUACAUCUAGAGACUAUCCAGGUAAGGCACUGGCCUUUGAUUAUGAGAACAAAUUAA